Molecule: messenger RNA, 507 nt
Organism: Fusarium subglutinans
Lineage: Eukaryota; Fungi; Ascomycota; Sordariomycetes; Hypocreales; Nectriaceae
Product: transcriptional activator srcap
Exons: 1
Coding region: 1-507 (168 amino acids)
Source: RefSeq, a predicted model, not a curated record
AUGGUCUGUCGUUACACGGCCACGAGUGAUAUCGCCAUUUCCCGUGGUGAGAUCGUCAUCCGGCUCGAUCUCAGGCAAGGCAGUGUUGCUUUCUCGGCUAUUGUAUCAAUCGGCCGGGCUAGCCGGGAUGAGGUGACACUGCACCACCAGCAGGACAAAGGAGUGAGUAGUAGUUUUACGCUUGCCAAUGCGGUGGAUGGGGUGGCGAAACCCUUGGUCCACCGGGUUACAGAUGAGUGCAACUAUCUCCUAGUACAAGCGAAAGAGUUUCUCGAGGCUGCGAAGCCCAUAGCGUUGGAGUUCGGGUUUGCAUAUGGAGCGGAGGGUGGUUUAGCGGGUACUCAACGUAUGGAGACAACCAUGCAACCUGAGUUGAGCGUUGGGAAGACACACUCUGAAGAUCCCAUCGUCUUAUUUAUGACCUUUGCUUGGACGCCUCGUGGUGGAGCUUCCUAUCGGGGUAACCUUUGUAACCGAGAAGUCUGUAUCGGGUCUAUCACACACUAG